GUCACUUCUUAUUUCCAUUUAAGACACACAACAGAAAAGACGUAAAGUGUACUCAGACCUCAGCGGUCCGAGAUGAUCCUCUUCACCUGCAUUGUGGGACUGCUGUCCUGUCAGGUACAAGCUUGGUCUCAGCCUCGGAUAAAGGUAAACGGUCAAGAUCCAGGUGAAUCUGAUGUGGUCAUCGAUGCUGGUUCUCUUCUCGUUCUGACUUGUGAGGGUGAUGGUCCGGUGAAUAUUAUUCCUCGGUUAGCCAAAUUCAAAUCAUACAGCAAGGCUAAUGGGAACAUCUGCACCUUUGCUGUUCAAAAAGCCACCUCCCAGUUCACAGGCACAUAUAAGUGUGUGUACACUAGCGGAAAGUUUUCCAACUCAUCUGUGUACAUAUUUGUAAGAGAUUCCAAUUUUCUUUUUGAGACCCCAACGUUUCGGCAAAUUUCAAAGAAGGAAGGAGAGGACGCCCUCAUUCCCUGCCUUCUUACUGACCCUGCAGCCACUGAUGUUCAGCUCCUAAUGAAGAAUGGUUCUCCACCACCUGCCAAAAUGAACAUAACUUAUGACCCCAAAAAAGGAAUGACGAUUCGGAGUAUCCAGGUUUCUUUCAGUUCACAUAUCAUCUGCAGUGCCAAGAUAGGAGGAGUAAUGAAGGGGUCCCCAGUCUUCAAUUUACAAGUCACCAAUAGAGCCUAUUUUCCACCCAGUGUCUCACUGCAAAGUCAUGAGCACAUUCGACUGGUUGGAGAGAGACUAGAGAUUAUUUGUUCCACCAGUAACCGUAACUUCAACUACAAUGUCACUUGGAAGCACUCAUCACGUUUGCAGUUACCAAAGCCAGAGAUGAAGCCUUCAUGGGAAGCUGAAAGAGUAUUAAUCAAGAGUACAUUGAUUCUGCCAUCAGUUACCAUGUCUGACUCGGGUAAUAUCACCUGUAUUGGAACUAAUGCAGUUGGUGUCAACAGCUCCACCACACGCCUGCUGGUUGUAGAUGAGCCAUACCUCAGGCUGUCCCCUGAGCUGGCCCCCCAUUUGAUCCAUGAGGGUUUGUCUAUUGAUGUCUAUGAGGGGCAGGAUGUAGAGCUAAAGGUGAACAUAGAGGCUUAUCCACAAAUCACUUUUAGCCAGUGGGAGGGACCAACGCUUCACAGCAACUCACACCACGAAAUCAUCAGUAAUAGCAGGGAUGAAACAGUGCUGCAUCUAAAAAGACUGAACGUCAAGGAACAGGGCAAAUACACCUUUUAUGCGAACAGCGGCAAAGCUCAUGGCUCCACAACAUUUAGCAUUCAUGUUUAUGAGAAGGCGGUUAUUGUGGACAAAAGAAGGAAUGAAAGUUCCUUAAUAUGCAAAGCAUCUGGCUACCCAACUCCCAUAAUCCACUGGUUUCAGUGUGAAGGAACCAGACCAACGUGUUCAGAUAAUUCCACAAACUUGGAGACUCACCAGUUGUUUACAGCUGACACAGUGGAGGUAAAGAAAGACGAGUUUGGACCAGUGGAAGUGGAAAGCUUUAUAACUGUCACACCAUCCUAUCACAAGUUGACCAUCGAGUGUGUGGCAUCAAAUUUAAUUGGACAAGACAGCAAUGCAUUUCCUAUAGACCGCUCUGAGAAACUGUUUACUUCAACAUUGAUUGGAGCAAUAUGUGUGAUGGUUGUUCUCCUUCUAUUUCUCCUAAUUCUCAUCUACAAGUAUAAACAGAAACCUAAAUAUGAGAUUCGGUGGAAGAUCAUUGAAGCCACAGAUGGGAACAACUACACAUUUAUCGACCCCACUCAGCUUCCCUAUAAUGAAAAAUGGGAAUUUCCAAGAGACAAACUUAAAUUAGGAAAGAUUCUGGGCUCAGGGGCAUUUGGGAAAGUGGUGGAGGCUACAGCGUAUGGUCUGGGGACAGAGGACAAUGUGACCCGUGUGGCUGUGAAGAUGCUCAAAGCCAGUGCCCAUUCAGACGAGAAGGAGGCUCUUAUGUCCGAACUAAAGAUUCUUAGUCAUCUUGGACAACACAAGAAUAUUGUUAACCUGCUGGGAGCCUGCACACAUGGAGGUCCUGUGCUGGUCAUCACUGAGUACUGCUGCCAUGGCGAUCUUCUAAAUAUUUUGCGUCAUAAAGCGCAGAGCUUUUUAAACUGUGUGGUUUCCAUCCCUGAGGAUAGAAGCAGCUAUAAGAAUAUCUCUACUGACAAGAUGUAUUUUAGAAGUGACAGUGGGAUUUCCAGCAUUUGCUCAGACUCUUACUUGGACAUGAAGCCUCUAGUGCCCAGAUCUCAGUCUGCACGCAUUCCUUCCUGCAGUCAAGAAGGAGAUCUGUUGGAAAUGGAUGACCUACUCAGAUUCUCCUACCAGGUGGCCCAGGGACUCGAGUUCCUGGCAGCUAAAAAUUGUAUUCACAGAGACGUUGCCGCCAGGAACGUUCUUCUGACAGAUGGGGGUGUGGCUAAAAUCUGUGACUUUGGACUAGCCCGUGACAUCAUGAAUGAUUCGAACUAUGUGGUCAAAGGAAAUGCUCGUUUGCCUGUUAAGUGGAUGGCUCCAGAAAGUAUCUUUGAGUGUGUGUAUACGGUACAGAGUGAUGUUUGGUCGUAUGGUAUUCUUCUGUGGGAGAUCUUCUCUCUGGGUAAAAGCCCAUAUCCAAACAUGCUGGUGGACUCCAAGUUUUACAAGAUGAUAAAGUGUGGCUAUCAGAUGUCCCGUCCUGACUUUGCCCCACCUGAGAUGUAUACCAUCAUGAAAAACUGCUGGAACCUGGAACCUACAGAACGGCCGACAUUCAGUAAGAUCGUUCAGCUCAUCGAGAGACUGCUUGGAGAAAUGUCAGAUGAGUAUCAGAACCUGAAGACAGAAGAACUGGAUGAGGAGCAGCUGGAGGCCUGUGAUAAAACUGAUGAAGAAUCAUGUGAGCAGGAGGAAGAUGAGCAGCCCCUGAUGAAAGCCAACAACUAUCAGUUUUGCUAAGACUUGAAUAAACUUUGUUUUAAGGAUACUUCAAGGUGCUAGAGUCACAGGAAAAAUAAAUCCAGGGUCAAAUUCAGUGUAAAGGCUAAGUCCUCACUGAUUCUAGUCUCUUUUACAUUCAGUGAAGACAUGUGUUUAUAAUUGGAUGAUCUGCGGGUUCUGGCAGAUUUAUGUCAUAUCCUUUGUCUGACUCGCUUAGUGUUGAAUAGCAGUUCCCUUUUCAUACGUGUGUGAAAAGAAAAAAAAGCCAAUUCAGCAUUUAAAAUGUCCAGUUAAGAAGCAAGCUUGCAAAGUUCACUUCCACAUUUUUUUUUCCUCAGAGUUUUUCUUGAAAUGUGGGGAAAAAAAAAAUCAGGGACAUUCUGUUCUUAUUCAUAUCUACACAUUUUUAAAGCAUUUUUACAAGUUUGGUGCAAUUCUUUAUCAUGAACAAAUCCAUGUAAUGUGCAUUAAUUGCUUUUGGGUUUUAAAAGAUCUAGAACCAUGUUUAACAGGAGUGUAUAUCUGUGAUUCAUCAUGGAAUAUGAUUUAUAACUAGAUUAAAAAACUUUUAAAAUCCACUUAUUUAUGACAUGUAUCACAGUUUUCUGUUCUUUCAUCAGAUAUUUCUUUUUGUCUAUUAAAACUGUAUAUUAUGUAUAUGUGCAUUUGAUGUAGCACAACGCAAACACUGCCAUGUGUAAAUUUCUCAGCUUAUGGGACAUAAGUUGUCAGUCGUGGUCUAUGACAUGUGGUCUACACGUGGAUUACACGUAAUCAUUCUAAUUUCAUGAAGAGUUUAAAUCACACCAGGUGACCUGAAAAUGCUUCCACUAAAGUUCUCAUUUAACUGUUGAAUAUUUCAUGUUAUAGUUCUAUAAAGGUUCAUAUCCAAUUUCCUGGAACUUUUAUCUGUUCAGGUGACUUUGCUAGUCUGUGUUUUUCUCAGCCAAUUUGUCAUAAGCUAUUCAGAAAAGUUAAGAAAACAUUGCAAAGAUUAAGGAGUAUUAUUAUUAUUAUUAUUUACUAGGGCUGUUAUCUUGUGCAUUAGCACAGCUGUGAUUGUUGUUAUGGCACAUGUUUAAAACAAAAAAAAGAGAACAAAUGCAGUGACUGAAAUGAAUAUAAUGCUUUAGCAAUGUAUUGUAAUCAUGAACUGUUUGUUGAUUUAGUAUUUGCUCUUAAUCGAUCAGUAAAUGAAUUAAUUGUACAUUUUGAGGCAGCAUGUAAGAAAGCACAAUACCAAAAUAAUCUUAAACGUUAUAAAUCCUUGAAAUAUGGACAAUCACAAUAACAAUAAAAGUUGUUCAUUCGUA
Molecule: messenger RNA, 4241 nt
Organism: Silurus meridionalis
Lineage: Eukaryota; Metazoa; Chordata; Actinopteri; Siluriformes; Siluridae
Gene: csf1ra
Product: colony stimulating factor 1 receptor, a
Exons: 21
Coding region: 73-2946 (957 amino acids)
Biological process (GO): protein phosphorylation; cytokine-mediated signaling pathway; osteoclast differentiation
Cellular component (GO): CSF1-CSF1R complex; signaling receptor complex
Molecular function (GO): macrophage colony-stimulating factor receptor activity; ATP binding; cytokine binding
Source: RefSeq, a predicted model, not a curated record